AUGGAUUGCGGUAACCAGCAGACUGAUUGGAAGCCGUGCAUCGAACGCAAAAUUGCUGAUCAAGUUUUUGCUUCGUGCUGUGAACGUUUUGUGCCACCGGAAUGCCGAGGACUAUGCAUUUAUGAAAGUAAUGCAAUCGAAGCACGAAUUGUGCUGAUGCAUACCAUUCAACCGUCACGAUGCCGACUUUACAAGUAUCUCAGUUCAAUUGUGCAUUGUGCUGCACAAACACACGAUAACACAGAAUGUUGUGAAGAUAUGGGUGUACAUGAUCUGGGACCACAGUGCCUACAAAUGUGUCAACCUCAGGCAAAUCCUCGCCAAACAUGGGGAAUCAAAUCGUUGAGAAAGGAUUACGUUAUUUGUUUGGCAAAAUGGGAUCAAAUAAUGCAAUGCCAUCAUGCUGGGCUUCGGGCCAGAAAGGUUCCGAAAAAAGCUGCAGCCGCUGCGGCCAAAAAAACUCACUGA
Messenger RNA from Enterobius vermicularis (human pinworm), 468 nucleotides. NCBI's taxonomy places the organism in Eukaryota, Metazoa, Nematoda, Chromadorea, Rhabditida, Oxyuridae. The record is from the annotation of a GenBank genome assembly.